AUGAUUACAUCAUUUGAUCACCAGAAAACCUUCAUCACUAAGUCUAUCUAUUUUUCAGCACUUUAUGUUAAUUUGAUAAGAUUAACUUUAAUUAAUCUAUUGAAUAUCUCAAUAUAAGCUAAAUCAUUAGAGUAUACUAAUUUUUUUGGAAAUUUUGUUUACAAGAAUGGUAUAACUAUUAAAAUGUAUGGUUUAGAUUGGAUAGUUUAUAACGGAAGCGGAGUCACAAAUAUUUGCGGAACUACCUAGAUAUUUGGUGGGUGUAAUUCUUUUUAUACUGCUACAACUAUUAUCAAAAAUAUUUAGUUGCCUUGUCAUCAAACUCUGUCAUUUAAUUUUCGAUUUUGGCAGUAACAAUUACCAUUUAUCUUAGUUUGGAUAAUUGGGGGAAUGAAAGAUUGGAGGUCAUAGUAGAUAAUCGUUUAGUUUUUACUGGAUAAUACAGUUCUGAAUCUUCUAAACCUAGUAUUUGUUGUACCUCAGGUUCUGCUUAUGGCGAUGAUGUAAAUUCAGUAAAUAUCGAUAUUGAUCAUUUGAGUGAAUUCGCUACAAUAAAAAUUAUUGGAUAUGAGUAUUAUUGGGGAAUAUCUGAUUUUUAAAUAUGGGUAGGUUAACAAAAUUGUUUUCUAGAAGAUUGUGUUCAUGGUUGUAAUAAUUGUAUUAGGGGUAAUUGUGUUGAGUGUUAAGAAGAAUGGGAAUAUGAUAUUUUAUAAUAAACAUGCUUUCCUUUAUGCGGAGACUAAAUAAUUAUAGAUAAUGAAGAAUGUGAUGAUGGGAAUUAAUAAGAACAUGAUGGUUGUUUUUAAUGCAAAUUUUCUUGCCCAUUAUUUUGUAAAUAAUGUAAAUUUGGCUAAUGCUUAUAAUGCCAGUCAAAUUAUAUGUUAAUUGAUCAAACAUGCAAAGAAACAAAUGAAGUUUAAGAUUAAAAAUCAUAAAACAAAUUCUCAAUUUAGAUUUCUAACUUUUUAGAUUAUGGCAAUUAUUAUCAAAAUUUAUUAAAUGAUUAAUUUGCUAAUCCUUUACCAAUCUCUAAUUUUGAUUGUAAUUUGUAAACACAUGAGAUAUUCGAAUAUUAUUAUCUUCAAUGUGAAACAAAAUUAAUAUAAAAUUGUUUACUUAGUCUAAUGGAUAUUUGUCUGGAAUGUGAAAACUUUUAUAAGUUAUCUUGGAAUAAGAAAGAAUGCAUUCCUAAAUGCGAGGAUGGAAUUACAGUGCAAUAUGAAUUUUGUGAUGAUUAGAAUAAUAUAUAAUUUGAUGGAUGUUAUAAAUGCUAGACAAGUUGCUAAUUAGAAUGCAAAGAAUGUAUAGAAUAACAAUGCUAUGUAUGUAUUGAUGGAUGGUAAAUUAUUGAUAAUAAAUGUUAUUAAAUCUGCGGAGAUGGUUUGCUAGCGAUUUCUUCAAAAGAAUAAUGUGACGAUGGAAACUAUAAUCCUAAUGAUGGAUGUUAUGAUUGUAAAUUUAUAUGCGAUCAAAACUGUUUCUAAUGUUCUACUUCUAACCUUUGUUUUUUAUGUUUUGAAAAUUUCGAAAUGGAUGAGAAUAAUUUAUGUAAACCAAUAUGCGGCGAUGGAAUCAUUGUAUAAGGAUUAGAAGAAUGUGAAGAUUUUAAUGAUAUUCCAUAUGAUGGUUGCUAUUAAUGUAUGUUUCAAUGUGAAUUUAAUUGUUCUAAAUGUUUGUAAGGUAUUUGUUAAGAAUGCGAGGAAGGAUAUGAUUUACUCGUUGAGGGAUGCAAAAAAGUAAUCAUUGCUUAAGAAAUUGAUGAUUUAGAAUAAUCAAAUAAAACAUAAUCAUGCGGAAAUGGAAAACUAUAAAAUUCAGAGUAGUGUGAUGAUGGAAAUCUAGAAAAUUAUGAUGGUUGUUCAAGUAGUUGUGAUAUAGAGGAACUUUGGAUUUGUAAUUUAGAAUAACCAAGUUCAUGCUAUUUAAAAACUAAAUGUUACUUGAAUUAUUUGAAUCAAACAGAAGAACAUUAAUUUGUAUUAAUGUAAUUUUCUAAUCAAGUUAAAUAGAGUUCUAAAUCCAAUUUUACUGAAUCAAUUUUAUCAUAAGUAAUCAAUUUAAAUUAAGAUCAAUAUAUAAUAACUAUAAAUCCAAUAGUGGAUGUUGAUGAAACCUAGUUUGUUAUGGCUGAAUAUGAAUUUGAUAUCUUAUUUUUUAAUAAGAUUUCAAUUUAACCAAAUUUUACUAUCUCAAUCAACUCAUUAUUAAUUGAUAGCAAUAAUAUGACAGUAAAUAUCUCAACUCAGACAAUUUUACUUGAACAACCUAAAUUUUUAAAUUAGGACUAAAUUAAUGUUGCGAAUAAAUUUUAAGCCCUUGGUAAUGCAUUAAUGAUAGGCUUAGGAGCCUUAAGUGUACUAAUGUUAUUUUCUGGAAAUCUAUCAUAAUGCUUAGAAAUUUUUGACAUUUUAUAAUUUUAAUCAUAUUUAAAAUUCAUAAAUGUUGCUUACCCUUAAAAUCUCUAAAUAUAUUUACGCUCAUCUGAUAUUGUAUCAAUUAAUCCAAUUCUGAUAACCUUUAAAAUAAGGGAUGUUUUUCAAACGAUAAUUGAAGAUAACUUUAUUAAAAGCAUAGGCAAAUUAUAAGAGUAUUAAAUUAAUGCUGAUCUAUUAGUAAAUAUUUAGAGCUAGUUUUCAUAAAUCAGCUUAAUUGUUUUGCUGUAUAUCUUUUUAUAUUUCUAUAGAAGAUUCUUUAACAAAUAUUGUUUUAAUUCUAAAUUUAUAUAUUUUAUUAGUUCUAGUAAAUCCAAAAUUUUAGAGAUCAUAGGAAUUAAAUUAUAUAAAUUUAAUAAAAAAUUCAUCAAUCUAAGAAACCUAUAUAAUAUGAAAGGAUUGAGGCAAAUCUGCUACGCAAACGCCUGGGAUUUGCUUUUUAAAGUUAUUUUAUUUGUGACGUCGAACAAUUAGUCAGGAUAUAGAUCAAUAAUCUCUUACUUUAUUAGUUUUGGAAUUUUGAGUUUGUUUACUUUGUUCUUAUGUUUGCAUUUCAAAGGAUUAGAUAAAUCUCCUGAUAUUUCUGAAUUGAGAAAUGAAUAACAUGAUGGUGUAUGUUUAUUAAAAAAACUGUUAUUCAUCUUGAUAUUAAUUAAUUUAUAAGAAAACGACAUCUUUUAAUGCUCGACGAUAACCAUUUUGAUUUUCUCUUAUAUUGGAUUCUUAUUCAUUAUAUAAGAAAAUAUCCCAAAGAUAGAAUUAAUUGGCAUAAUUUGGAUGGAAGCCCCAGUAAUGCUUUUUACAUUUACAAGUUUAAUGUAUUGUUCUGAUUUUUCAAAUUAUUUGACAACUGAUUUCUAAAUUUUGUUAGGCUUUGGUUAAAUUGGAGUUUUGAUUCUUGGCUUAUUAGGACCUCUUAUUAAAUUUGGAAUUAAACUCCACAGAGAUCUUUAGGAAUAUUUUAGAACAAAGAAAAAUAAAGUUCUUAUCAAAUUCCAAAUUAAUAAAAUAUUAGGAUUUGAGCAAAUCAAUUGA
Paramecium octaurelia is the source of this 3467-nucleotide messenger RNA. NCBI's taxonomy places the organism in Eukaryota, Ciliophora, Oligohymenophorea, Peniculida, Parameciidae. The record is from the annotation of a GenBank genome assembly.